Messenger RNA from Aspergillus clavatus NRRL 1, 678 nucleotides. RefSeq names its product NuoB/complex I 20 kDa subunit family protein. The transcript is spliced from 2 exons. Gene Ontology annotation, molecular function: NADH dehydrogenase (ubiquinone) activity; 4 iron, 4 sulfur cluster binding; quinone binding. The record is from RefSeq and is a predicted model, not a curated record. Bases 1 to 678 code for a protein of 225 amino acids. Lineage: Eukaryota; Fungi; Ascomycota; Eurotiomycetes; Eurotiales; Aspergillaceae. Gene Ontology annotation, biological process: mitochondrial respiratory chain complex I assembly; aerobic respiration; electron transport coupled proton transport.
AUGAUGCGAGCUCGAUUUUAUCCAUCUAUUCGACCAUUAUACUCUAAAAUUAAUAUUGAAUUACAUGACGAUAUUCAUGCGAUCGAUAUACAUCGGAGAUGCAAGGUCCUUUCGUCCCAGUUGCGGGCAUCCUCGAGCUGGCAAAAGCACACAGUCACAGACCACUCGCUUCCAACUUCGUUCGGCCACAGCAAAGAAGAAAACGCCGGCAAGCUACACCAUAUAUUAACAACAACCGAUGCUCUCAUCAACUGGGCCCGCCAAGGCUCCCUUUGGCCCCUCGCCUUCGGCCUUGCCUGCUGUGGCGUCGAGAUGAUGGCUGCGUCAAUGCCACGGUAUGACCAAGACCGACAGGGAAUUAUCUUCCGCGCGUCGCCCCGGCAAGCUGAUGUCAUGAUCGUUGCUGGGACAGUGACCAACAAGAUGGCACCGGCGUUGCGCCAGUUGUACGAUCAGAUGCCCGAUCCGAAGUGGGUGAUUAGCAUGGGAAGUUGUGCAAAUGGGGGCGGGUAUUAUCAUCAUUCGUAUAGUGUUGUCCGGGGUGUGGAUCGGUUAGUUCCGGUGGAUAUCUAUGUGCCUGGCUGUCCACCGACGCCAGAGGCCCUUCUAUAUGCCGUUUUCCAAUUGCAGAGGAAGAUGAGGGGCACAAAGGUGACGAGGAUGUGGUAUCGCAAGUAG